This is a messenger RNA of Letharia lupina, 1113 nucleotides long. RefSeq lists its product as uncharacterized. The record is from RefSeq and is a predicted model, not a curated record. Gene Ontology annotation, molecular function: phosphotransferase activity, for other substituted phosphate groups. Gene Ontology annotation, biological process: phospholipid biosynthetic process. Lineage: Eukaryota; Fungi; Ascomycota; Lecanoromycetes; Lecanorales; Parmeliaceae. The transcript has 5 exons. Gene Ontology annotation, cellular component: membrane. The coding region runs from base 1 to 1113 and encodes 370 amino acids.
AUGGUCACCCUCCUAGGAUUCUUUUUCAUUCUUACCAAUGUCAUAUGUUUAGAGAUCUGGAUGCCGGAUCUAGUAGGACCGGGUCCUUCAUGGCUGUAUUAUAGCUUUGCCGUUGGAUUAUGGAUGUAUUCAACAAUGGACAAUGUCGACGGAAAGCAAGCGCGGCGUACAGGACAGUCUAGUGGAUUAGGGGAGCUAUUCGAUCAUGGCAUCGACUCUCUGAACUGUACGCUGGCAAGUUUGUGCGAAACAGCUGCUUUGGCUUUGGGACCUACUCCCAAGGGAGUCUUCACUGCUCUGAUACCAUGUUUGCCUAUGUUCUUCUCCACAUGGGAGACAUACCACACUCACACGUUGUACUUGGGGUAUUUCAACGGUCCUACAGAGGGACUCAUACUCGCCUGUACUUUCAUGAUAUUGUCGGGCUACUACGGACCCCAAAUGUGGCAUCACCCUAUCUCAGACCUAGUGGGCCACUCUGAGAUUAUUGGGCACAACUCUGUCAUCGAUCUCUGGAUCCCAAUCAUAUUUGGCACCUUCUUGGUCGCCCACCUGCCGGCUUGCGUUUACAAUGUCAUCAAGGCUCGUCGUGAGCAGGGUCUUCCUGUCGCUCCUGUAUUCUUGGAGUGGACGCCAAUCGCUGUCUACACAGCUUCCAUCUGCGCUUGGCUCUACUCACCCUACUCAACUUUGAUGCGUGAGAACAGGCUGGUACUGUUCUGUUUGACCAUGUCGUUCGUUUUCGGACGCAUGACAACAAAGAUAAUCCUAGCCCAUCUAACACGGCAGCCGUUUCCUUACUGGACCGUGAUGCUGAUCCCUCUAAUCGGUGGCGCCAUAUUGGGUAACCUUCCAAGAGUUGGUCUAUCGCCAGUCACUGCAGAAGUAGAACUCUGGUAUCUACGAGCGUAUUUCGUGUUCGCUACAGUAGUCUACUUCCGUUGGGCGCUCUUGGUCAUCAAUAGCAUCUGUGCCUAUUUAGGCAUCAACUGUCUGACAAUCACCCCAAAGCCUGCUCCGGGUCAAGAUACGGUGGGUGAGAGGAGUGUGUCCAAUGGCUAUGCACCAGAGAAGCAUGUGCCAAAUGGGAGAGCUGUACAAAAGGGUGACUAG